AUGGCCAGUACAACACAGGCGUUCAGUAAAGACCUCACACCACAUCCCUGGGCGAACUCGUUCGUCUAUGGGAAGGGGGUGAAUGGCGUCGCCUACCUGAGGUUUGGGGUGAGCAACGAGGCCAGGGAGAAAACCUUCCUCAGGGGCCUGGAACAACAGGUCACGGUGAAUGAGGGGACAGCAAACGUGAUCUUAAAACGCAGCCUCCUAGCGCAAAAAUUGGGACGCCCCCUGCAGGACCUGGCAGGGACCAACCUCUACAUCGCGGUGACUUUCAUAGAGACCGCCAGCGGGGAGAUGGAGGAGGAGGAGCUGAGCACUGUCAAGUUCGUGACGUCUCCCUACAGCGUGGACCUGUCGCAAACCAAACGGCACUUCAUCCCCAGAGCGCCCUUCCUCGUGCUGGCCCGCAUCACCUUGGCCGACGGCUCCCCGGCCCCUCGCACCCCCGUGUGGGUCUCAGCCGAGGUCUCAGGGGGCACGUCCCACCCCGAGACACGGGUGGUGGCGGACGAGAACGGGGUGGUGAUGUUCCCCCUCAACCUGGACUCCAGAGCCAGCGCCCUCACCCUGAAGGUGGUGGCGGGGGAGAGGGACCGGGCCGAGGCGUCUCUCCGGGCCACGGCAGUUCGGUCCCCCAGCGGGAGCUACCUGGUGCUGGAGACCCAGCGCUCGGGCGCCGUGAGGCCCGGCCAGUCUCUCUCCGUGGGGCUCAAGGACCUCGACUCCGGCGACUUCUCCCACUUCUACUACAUGCUGGAGCUGCGGCUAGACUCGGACAGCUGGGAGCUCCGCCCCCACACCACGCUCAAGUUCACGGUGGCCACCGACUCCCGCGCCUCCGUCUCCCUGGUGGCCGUCGACUCGGCCGUCUACAUCGUCAACCGCCGGCACCGCCUCACGCCCGCCAAGGUGUUCGCGGCCAUGGACAGCUACGACCUGGGCUGCUCGCCGGGCAGUGGGGCCGACGCCCUGGGGGUCUUCGAAGACGCCGGCCUGGCCCUGCGCGUGGGGGAGCUGGAGAGCCGGCUGCGGAGCGGGCACGGCUGCGGCCAGGAUGCCCCCCGCAGGAAGCGCUCCAAGGACUUUCUGCGGCAGGCCCAGGAGAAGACCUCGCGGUACAAGGAGAACCCGGUGGCUCUGAAGUGCUGCCAGGACGGGAUGACCCGGGUGCCGAUGCGCCUGACGUGUGAGCAGCGAGCGACGCGGAUCAAGGGCCCCAACGCAGCCCGCUGCCGACAGCCCUUCCUGGACUGCUGCCAAUUCGCCACCGAGCUGCGGCGCAAGGCCCGGGCCUGGGGCUCUGGCGGGCUGGCCCGGGUGAACCUCGAGGUGGACGAGGACGAUUUCUUCAACGACGAUUCUGUGCAGACCCGGAGCGUCUUCCCCGAGAGCUGGCUCUGGAAAACCAUCACCGUGGACGGGAGCAGCCGGCAAACCCACCUGGUGCCGGAUUCGAUCACCACCUGGGAGAUCCAGGCCAUCAGCAUGUCGCCGACCACCGGGAUCUGCGUCUCCGACCCGCUCAGCGUCCGCGUCUUCCAGGAUUUCCACGUCUCGCUGCGGCUGCCCUACGCGGUGAAGCGAUUCGAGCAGCUGGAGCUGCGCCCGGUGCUGUACAACUACCAGGAUCGGCCCGUCAACGUGAGGGGCCCCCGCUCGGCCAGAGAAGGCGCCACCCACCUGGAGGAGAUGAGCUUCUCACUGGAUUCGGAAGAGCGGCUCAGCCGGGCGCUGGAGAUCCCCGGGGAGCUGCCCCCCAACGCCCUCCCCGACGGGGACUUCAAGAUGGGCGUCCGCGUCACGGCUGAUGUGCCCGUGGACACGCUGGACAAGUCGCUCUCGCCCGCCGGGCUGGUGGGACUCCUGCGGGUGCCGCGGGGCUGCGCGGAGCAGACGAUGAUCUACAUGGCGCCCGGGCUCUACGCCAUGCACUACCUGGACGAGACGGAGCAGUGGACCCAGCUCAAACCCGAGCGCAAGCAGGAGGGGCUGGAGCACCUGCGCGUGGGCUACGAGCGGAUCCUGACCUUCCGCAAGCAGGACGGGUCGUACGGCGCCUGGCUGGACCGGGCCAGCAGCACCUGGCUGACGGCGUUCGUGGUGAAGGUCCUGGCACUCAGCCGGCAGUACCAGGCCGUGGACAAUGCCGGGAUUCGAGAGUCGGUGACAUGGCUGCUGGGGAAGCAACAGGCCGACGGCUCCUUCCGCGACCCGCAGCCCGUCAUCCACCGGGACAUGCAGGGCGGCGUCGGGGGGCACCAGGGGGGCGUCUCGCUCACGGCGUUCGUGGUGGUGGCCCUGAAGCAGGCGCUGGCGGUGUACGAGGGGCAAGAGGACAACCCGGAGCUGCAGACAGAGAAGCAGCAGCAGCUGGAUCGCGUGGUGCUGAAGCAGUACAACGUGCUGGAGCUGCACAACGGCUCGUGCCAGAGCCUGGGGCUGGAGGUGACGGUCAGCGGGGACGUGCGCUUCGAGGUGGACGAGGAGGAUGACUAUGACUAUGAGUACGAGGGGGAGGCCCCCGCGGCCGAGGCCCCGCUCCACCCCAUCCACUGGUUCGACGCCCGGCGCCGGCGCCGCAGGGAGGCGGCCGACCCCAGCAAGCGCAACAAGGACGUGGCCUAUUCUGUCUGCAUCUGGAGGCAGCCGGGCUCCAGUCUCUCCGGCAUGGCCAUCGCCGACAUCACCCUGCUGAGCGGCUUCCAGCCCCACAUAGACGAUCUCGACAAG
This is a messenger RNA of Chrysemys picta bellii (western painted turtle), 2733 nucleotides long. NCBI's taxonomy places the organism in Eukaryota, Metazoa, Chordata, Testudines, Emydidae. The record is from RefSeq and is a predicted model, not a curated record.